Molecule: messenger RNA, 1917 nt
Organism: Colletotrichum spaethianum
Lineage: Eukaryota; Fungi; Ascomycota; Sordariomycetes; Glomerellales; Glomerellaceae
Product: phenol hydroxylase
Exons: 3
Coding region: 1-1917 (638 amino acids)
Molecular function (GO): FAD binding
Source: RefSeq, a predicted model, not a curated record
AUGACGACAAGCUCAGCGGCGCCUAAUGGGUCUCACAGCAAUGGUGGCCAUAACCUAUAUGGUCGGCAACAACAGAACGCACAUCGAGGCAAAUCUGAUGUCUGCGUCGUCGGAGCCGGGCCUGCCGGCCUUAUGCUCGGAUCUUUGCUUGCAAGAUUCGGUCAAAAUGUUCAGAUUAUUGAUGAAAGACCAGACCAGACAACUGUCGGUCGAGCAGACGGAAUCCAGCCGAAGUCAAUAGAGACGCUGCAGAUGCUCCGCCUCGGUGACGAGCUCCUCCGCACAGGAGUCAAGGUGCAUGACAUUUGCAUGUGGCAGAGCUCGAGCGAAGCUGACCUGCGUCGGCUGAGCCGGUCCAUUCACUACCCUACAUCUGUUGUUGAUGUUUUACAGCCUUACAUCCUGCUGUGUCAUCAGGGUAUGAUGGAGGGUGUCUUCAUCGACGACCUUCGCAAGAGCGGUGUUGAGAUCAAGCGCAACCAUAGCUUCCAGACCUACGGUGCUCUGAACGACGGCUCAUUGCAAAUUGACUGCCAACACGCUGAGAUAGGUCCAAUGAGAAUAAGCUCGGAGUAUCUCGUUGGUUGCGACGGUGCACGGUCUCUCGUACGCAAAAGUAUUCCCGAUACAUACGCCCAAGGGACGCCACACACCUCGGUAUGGGGUGUCUUGGAUGGUGAACUGGAGACGAACUUUCCUGAUAUCUGGAGCAAGACGGUAGUGUUCUCGGAACAACAUGGGUCCAUCCUUAUCAUCCCUAGAGAACGCAACAUGACCCGUUUCUAUAUCGAGAUGAAGUCUUCGACAUCGUCAAAAGACUUGGGCGAGCAGUACGUAAUGGAACAAGCGAAACUGAUCCUCGCGCCGUACAGCGUCAAAUGGCGCUCUGUAGAAUGGUUCGGCAACUACCAAGUCGCUCAGCGUGUGGCCGCACGCUUCUCAGACCCGAACCAGCGUGCUUUCAUCGCUGGAGACGCCAGUCACACCCACAGUCCAAAGGCCGCUCAAGGCAUGAACACAAGCAUCCACGACUCUUGGAACUUAGGAUGGAAGUUGAACUUGGCCUUGCGCGGAUUUGCGAAGAAUGACAUUUUGUUGGGCACGUAUGAGCAGGAGCGCAAGAAAAUUGCACACGACCUCAUCAACUUCGACUUCGAACACGCCAACGAAAUUGCUGGCGGCGAUGCUAAACGCUUAGCUGAGAAUUUCAAAACGAACACACGCUUUAUCUCGGGCGUGGGUGUUGAAUAUGGCGAGAAUGAGCUUAACCGAAGAUGCGCAGAGACCGUGAAAGGUCACGCUAAGCCUGGCUGCAAUCUCCCACCUGCAAAGCUCACUCGGUAUAUCGACGCUUGUCCGGUAGAUGCCCAGCUAGACAUUCCUAUUUUGGGUCAGUUCCGCGUGUACGCAGCUUCAAACGAUAUCUUGAGCGCUGCAGGAGCUUCGUUCCUAAGCUGCUUCAGUGAUGGCGUAACAUCGGCAUCUUCCCUGGUGUCGCGGCUGUCAACGGCAGCGGCUCAGUCCUACGAGAUGAAGCCCCGAGCCGAACGAGCCGAUAACGUUCAUGAGCGUCCUGAAAGAUAUACUUCAGUCAGCCAACUUUGCACAUUUGCCCUCAUCACAUCUACAAAUAAAGAUGACUUCGAGAUUGCGUCUCUGCCACAUUUGUUUUCUCAGAGUGGUUGGACGGUCUACCUGGACGAUGUGGCGUCCCUUGACACACAGGGCCGAUCGUGUACGGACAAGUGGCUAGGUGGUCUAGGACCCGAUGAGGCUGCAGUGAUCAUCGUUCGACCAGACGGCUACGUAGGAUCAAUUGGCCGCUGGAGCGCCACAGAUCGUGGCGUCGGUGAGCUUGCGGCAAAGUGGCUGGAUGACUACUUUGGUGGCUUCUUACAAAUAGCGGACGGUUAUUAG